CUGGUUGCUAGGAUCAGCAAAUAAGUACUGGAGCCUCCGAAAAGGCAGAUGGAGCCCCAGCUCCUGGUCCCCCUUCCCAUCCCCCAGCCCCCCAGGCCGCCAGAGAUGUCACCUUCCACCUGAACACCACCCCAGCCUUGGGCCUGACCUCUGCUCCUUGCCAUCUUGGUUCCAGCUUCUCCAGCUCUGCGCCAGAGGACCAUCCCGUCUUCCCUGCUCCCUGAGGUGCCAUGGCCAGCUCUGACAGCUCGGUGGAGACGGACUCCCUGCCCCACACCCCUAGGCCUGCUCCUGAUCUCCACCUUGAGGCUCCAAAGCCCGAGGUCACCAUCUCUGUGCUGGAAAUUAGCUCCCCAUCCUCCUCCUGCUGGGGCUCCCUCCCUCCCCUGAAGACCACCAGCCGCUACAUCACAGGGCCACUCGCCACACAGAAGCUUCAGGACCUCCUCAGGGACCUUAAAGACAUUCUUAAGAGUGUGGCAGACCUAGGAGGGAGCACAGAAGCAGAAGAAUCUUCUGAGGAAACCAAGAUUUCUAAAGAUGGCUCAGAACACCAAGAAACAGCCAAAGGCCUGCGCAAGGCAGAUGAAGUGGCAUCUAAAAAUCUGCUCAUUCACUUGAAUCUAGAGGAAAGACAGGAAGCAAAGGAGCAGGGGCUGAUAGUAAAAAGCCAGAAGCCUAAGAAUACUGGACACCUUUCUGAAAGGGUAUGGGAAAAGCAUUUGGAAGGAAAAAGAGUCCUUCCCAAAGCUCAGCUGAGUAAGAAAGAAGAAGGGUCCCCUGGGGUCCAAGAAGAAAACGCUAAACUCCGGGACAACAUGGAGCAGCUGCUGCAGGAGGCAGAACACUGGAGCCAGCAGCACACAGAACUCAGCGAACUCAUAAGAUCCUACCAGCAGUCUCAGAGGGACAGAGGAGCAGCUGCGGACAGCCAGCAGGCCCAGCUCCAAAGCCAACCGCCCAGCCACGUGUGUGACAGGCAGGUGCUGGAGGCAGCGGUGUGGAGGCUGAACCAGGACACACACUCCCUGCACCUGGUUGCAGCCCUGCUGGAGACCCAGUGUCAGAUCCUACAGCAGAGAAUGCAGAUUCUCAGGGAGUCCCAGCAGCCCCAGGAGGGGUCAUCACCGGAGAAGCCACCACAGAGAAACCAACAGGCCAAGAACAGCCAGACACCACGGGAAGCAGACCAAGUAGAAAACAGCUUGCCUUGCCUGGUGAGCACCUUUCGCAAGAAACAGUGGGUUUACAGAAGCUCAGAUCCUUGUCUGAACAAGAAAGCUCGCAACAACCGGUUCAACACUCACAUCGCAAGAGCUCUCUUGGGAAGAAGGAGGCCAGCCAGCGGCUUCAGUUAGAAAACCCAGAAGCAGACAGAAAGAGGAACCUUCCAAAAUGACAUCUCACCCUCCAGCCCCAGCCAUAAUAGGUCAUCAAACUCAGGAUGGGUCUUGUGGUUGAACCGAGAAAGAGCUAUGUAGUGAGAAGAUUAGCACUUAUAUUAGUCGCUACAUCAGUGGUCCUGUAAGCUUGACCCUUGACAAGCAGAGGUCAGCAUCAGGGCUAUGACUUCUCGCCUUUACCAUUGACUUGCUGUUUGUGGUGGUGAGAUCCCGUGGCACAUUGAUGGAGGGGAGACGGUACUGGCCCGAGUAAGAGCUAAAUAAAAAAAUAAAAAGGGAAA
Messenger RNA from Chinchilla lanigera (long-tailed chinchilla), 1684 nucleotides. RefSeq names its product spermatogenic leucine zipper 1 (gene Spz1). Bases 231 to 1358 code for a protein of 375 amino acids. The transcript has a single exon. The record is from RefSeq and is a predicted model, not a curated record. Gene Ontology annotation, molecular function: DNA-binding transcription factor activity. NCBI's taxonomy places the organism in Eukaryota, Metazoa, Chordata, Mammalia, Rodentia, Chinchillidae. Gene Ontology annotation, cellular component: nucleus.